AUGCUCUCCCUGUCCGCUGCCGUUGGCGCCGCACCGACGAAUGUGUUUGAGAAGCGCGCGGAUAUGUGCGGACAGUGGGAUAAUGUUGUUUCUGGGACUUAUACUUUGUAUAAUAACCUCUGGGGCAGAGAUGCCGCGACGUCAGGCUCGCAGUGCACUACGCUCGACGGACUGAGCGGCAGCAACUUGAAGUGGCACACGAAAUGGUCAUGGGCCGGAGGACAAUACAACGUAAAGUCCUACGCCAACGCCGUCACCACCAUCACCAAGAAACCCCUCUCGCAAUUCACCUCCCUCGCCUCGACCUGGAAAUGGACAUACACCGGGACCUCCCUCGUCGCCAACGUCGCCUACGACCUCUUCACGUCCUCCACCGCCUCAGGCAACGCAGAGUACGAAAUCAUGAUCUGGCUCGGCGCGCUCGGCGGCGCGGGUCCCAUCUCCUCGUCCGGUUCCCCCAUCGCGACGCCCACUGUCGCCGGCAAGAGCUGGAAGCUGUACAAUGGACCAAAUGGGCAGAUGAACGUGUUCAGCUUUGUUCCCGCGAGUGGCAACGUGAGCGAUUUCAGUGGCGAUUUGCUGGCGUUUGUGGAUUAUUUGAGCAAGAAUCAUGGGUUGAGCAAGACGCAGAUCUUGCAGAGUGCGGGUGCCGGUACGGAGCCGUUUGUUGGGUCGAAUGCGGUGUUUACUACUACGCAGUACAGCUUGGUUGCGAAAUAG
This is a messenger RNA of Aaosphaeria arxii CBS 175.79, 720 nucleotides long. Its product is annotated as glycoside hydrolase family 12 protein. The record is from RefSeq and is a predicted model, not a curated record. Gene Ontology annotation, molecular function: cellulase activity. NCBI's taxonomy places the organism in Eukaryota, Fungi, Ascomycota, Dothideomycetes, Pleosporales. The coding region runs from base 1 to 720 and encodes 239 amino acids. The transcript is spliced from 3 exons. Gene Ontology annotation, biological process: polysaccharide catabolic process.